Molecule: messenger RNA, 1010 nt
Organism: Orbicella faveolata
Lineage: Eukaryota; Metazoa; Cnidaria; Anthozoa; Scleractinia; Merulinidae
Source: RefSeq, a predicted model, not a curated record
ACGAGAAAUGUUAUACCUCGGAUGAAUUCAACGGCCGUCUCUGUCAGUCAGCCAAACAACGGAGAUCAUCAGGUGAACAACGAGGAACUUCAGUCGAACGAACGUGCCAUUCAAUCCUCGACGUCACCAACAUCGAGCAGUUCUAUUCAAGCUCGGCUUGCCACUCUCUUUCCGACUGUUGGCUCGAACCGAGCUAGUAGGAAAAGCACUAGUAGAAGACCAGCAAGGUCAAAGCAGACCAUUAAGUCGACCAAAGGCCGCCCAUCCAAGACACUUGUUUACAAGGAUCUAGUCCUUAUUCGCAGUCCCAAGAUCAACAAAGUGCCUACACAUACAACCCGACUUCAGUUAGAAGAGAGAGAACUUGUCUACCACGAGUUUCCCUUUGACAAGAGCUGGGAUGCAAAUUCCCUCAAAGCUGCUAUAUUGAAUCGAUUUCCAAAGCUUUUGCUAUUUGAAUAUGUCAAGCCAUGCUAUGGAAAGCUAAUAACUCCUAAGUUGGCAGAUGGCAUAACUCUAGAUGCAGAAAGAGUGACCAGGAUGGCUGGUCAAGGAGCUGUUUAUGUUAGAUCAUUGGUGCCUUUGGAAUCUGAAGAUGAGGGUGAAACUGAAGAGGAGCUAGAGAAUUCAGUAUUAGAUAGCACUCCAAGGGGAACUUUUUCUUGUGAAUUUUUGCAUUGAACAAGAUAGAACCUGUAUAGAUUUCUUUCAGUUUUUUUUUUUCCUCACUGUAAGGAUAUUUAUGUGGUAGCUACCCAAUGCAGUGGAAUAACCUUGUUUAUGAUAGAUUGGCAUCCAAGCUUGUGCUACGAGGCAUGAAAAUGGCUUUUUGUUGGAAAUAUUAUCCAGUUUGUCUCCAAACAGAUUUGUGUAUUUAUUUAUUUAUUUAAUUAUUUAUUUUAUUGUUUAUUUAUUUACUUGUUUGCUCAGAUAUUUAUUCAAUCCUAGGCAGGACAUAAAUUGAUUUGGUAAUUAUUGCAACUCCAUGUGACUGUGGAUAUCUGUGUAAA